This is a messenger RNA of Solanum pennellii, 2010 nucleotides long. Its product is annotated as beta-glucuronosyltransferase GlcAT14B-like. Bases 68 to 1414 code for a protein of 448 amino acids. The transcript is spliced from 4 exons. The record is from RefSeq and is a predicted model, not a curated record. Gene Ontology annotation, cellular component: membrane. NCBI's taxonomy places the organism in Eukaryota, Viridiplantae, Streptophyta, Magnoliopsida, Solanales, Solanaceae. Gene Ontology annotation, molecular function: glucuronosyltransferase activity.
AAAUAUAUAUAUAUAUACACUAGAAAGAUAUCCGCUAUCGCCGGCAGCACUGAUAAUUUACAACAAAAUGCACAACCACCACCUUCAACCGCCGCCAACCACCAAUUCUACCGGCGGUGCCACCGGUAGUAACAACAGUAGCAUUUGCCGGAUCACUUUUUCGACACCCUUUAUCCUCCUUAUCACCACCAUAUUCUCACUUCUCCUUAUACUUUCCCUUUCCUUUUCCCCUUCUUCUACCUCUCUUCCUCCUCACCCUAAUCCUUCCCUUUUCCCCAAUUUCCAUAACUAUCUCAACUCCCCAUCAAACCCAAAUGACCAAAGUACCCUUCCAUCCACCCCACCCACCCCACCUUCAAUUGCAUAUCUCAUAUCUGGAUCCACUAAAGACUCUUCUAGAAUCCUUCGUUUGUUGUUUGCUGUGUAUCAUCCAAGAAAUCAGUAUUUACUUCAUCUUGAUAGAAAAGCUACUCAGAAGGAACGUGAUGAUUUAGCAGUUGCUGUUCAAUCUGUGCCGGUUUUUAAAGCUGCACAGAAUGUAAAUGUUAUUGGAAAAGCUGAUUUUCGAUACUCGAUUGGGUCUUCUGCAUUGUCUGCUACACUUCAUGGGGCUUCCAUUCUUUUGAGGCUUUCGAAUUCUUGGGAUUGGUUUAUUAAUCUGUCAGCUGCUGAUUAUCCACUCGUUACUCAAGAUGAUCUUCUACACAUUUUAUCAUAUCUACCCAAGGAUCUUAAUUUUGUCAACCACUCGAGCUACAUCGGUUGGAGAGAGUCAAAGAAGCUGAAACCGAUAGUUGUGGAUCCAGGGCUCUAUCUUGCAGAGGAAAGUGAAGUAUAUUAUGCCACUCAAAAACGGGAACUGCCAGAUGCUUAUCGAUUAUUCACAGGGUCAUCAUCUGCUAUAUUGAGUCGGAAGUUUACCAAGUUCUGCAUCUUAGGCUCGGAUAACCUCCCUAGAACUCUGUUAAUGUACUUGUCAAACUCACCAUCCUCAGAAUCUGUAUAUUUUCCAACCAUAUUGUGCAAUUCACGGGAAUUCAACAGGACAACAAUCAACCACAAUAUGCAGUAUGCUUCUUUUAACUCGAGAUCACAAGCUCGUCGGCUCAACUCAAGUGACUUCAAUGACCUGGUGAUGAGUAGAGCAGCAUUUGCUUCCCCAUUUAAGGCAGGUGAUCCGGUUCUUGAUAAGAUCGACCAUGAACUUCUCCACCAUAAUCGUGAUGAACCAGUGCCAGGCGGGUGGUGUUUAGGUGACACUGAAACUAACAAAUGUACCGUUUGGGGAGAUGCUGAAAUCAUAAGACCGGGUUUUGGAGCAAAAAGACUCGAGAAAUAUUUUCUUGAGCUUUUCUCUAACGGAUCAUAUUUGUCUGAUCAAUGUCAAUAUGAGAAGAGCUCCGCCUCCAGAUGAUUAACAUCUAAAUUGUACGGACUCUUCACUUUCGAUGCUGCACUUGUGUCAGAUUCUUCAAAAAUACACUACUUUUGGAGAAUCCAACACACACUCAUUGACAUCUUUGACGAGUUCGAGCAAUGUAGAUUAACAUAGCAGGGGAAGAGACAAAGAGAUGAAUACACUAUCAAAUUAGACAGAAGAUAUAACACGAGGUACUCAUCAAACCACUUGAAAUAGUAUUAAAUUGUAGUUUCAGCUAGCCAAUUCUUUCAUUGGAAGCCUAUUGUUGUACAAGUCUUUUUGGGAGUUAUCUUUUCCAUCCAGUGCCCGCUCUGCGUCAAAAAAAACUUUAGUCUUUGAUCUCUCUUUCGCAAUACAUUUUAAGGGCUAAAACUUAGCCCCGCCGAGGAAUCAUCUCCUAUGAAUCCUUACACCUUAUUGUCAUUGUUUGCCAUUGCAAUGGAAGAUCAUUGCAAUGAAGGACUAUUAUUAUCCUUUGAUGUUAAUAUUGUACUCAUUUUUUUCGCUCUCCUCGAGGCACGCGUAAACUUCGUUUUUUUUUUUGAGAAAACAUUAUUAUGUCGGAAUAUGAAUACAUGUUUGAUCAUUAA